UGGAGGGGGGGGAAAUGCAUUACGGUCCUUCAAUACGUGGGGCGCGUGGGGAUGAUUUGCGUUCUUUUGACAACAAAGCGGGCGCCGUGCUACGAAACCCAGCCACUGGUUGUGGUCUAAACAGAUGACCGGGCGCUUCUUCAGAUGUGUGCGUCUGGAACACGGGGGAAGAGGCAAAUGGAAGAGUGGCGACAUUUUUCGCGAGUGGCUAUUCAUGUGGAUAGGUCUUAUUUUGAAGUCGCAAUUUCUUUAAGAUGUAGGGAUGUAGGCUGUGGUAAAAAGGUAAAGGUGCAGCCCUGCAAUUACUGGCUGUCGGAAGGGCUUCAACUCGAGGGAGCCCUAUGGAGUGGCUGGCCUACUUCUCCACACUAGGCUAUGAUACGGGGACUCGAUGAUGAAUGAUAUCACGUGGUCUUUAAUGUCUACGACAUAGCACAUGGUCCACUUCGGUGAUUUCCGCUUGACUUUUGUGUUUUAGAAAUAGGAGGUACAUCAUAGACAUUGAUAAAAUAAAAUCCACGUAUCAGCCAAGCUUGAUCAACUGCUGGGUGAAAGCCGCCCCUUGUCACCAUCUCCCGUGAUCCAGCGAUGCUGAUCUCGUCAAGAGCAUAAACCAUCACGCAAACUCAGGUCAUCCUCGCAGCGGCUUUUGGCUGGCCAUCGAACAAAGACGUUCACCGCAUCGCACGCUUUCAGAUACGCUUCUGCGGCCGUCUGGAACGCGCUUUCUUCCAGCAUUUGGAAGCCACUAGAGCUAUGCACUUUUAAAUCUAGAUUGAAAACGAAUUUCUUUAGAACCGCAUGUGUUUUAGUUUGUUGUCCUUCCCCGCACCUCCGAUUAGCACGGUUGGCUACGUACGGUGCAAAAGAAGUUCAACAUACAUAGAAUCCACCCGGCAUCUUGACGUCAGCAGAGUUCAUCGCUCCAUCUCAUCGGUGAAUGUCCACUUGGACGCGACCUAUUGUUGAUAUCCAGUUCAACAAAACACACUUAUUGACUAGUAGUAGGUUUUUACCCUUUCAACUGGUACAAAACUGACACCUUUAUACACAAGGGAUCAUGUUUGCAAUAAGGCGUACAAAUACGCAUUUUGGUGUCAUCUGGUCCAACACCAAUGGAGACUAGGCUCUAAGAAAAGCUGUCUCGGGUGUGGACCAAUCAAUUUCAAGGACAGUGCAUAUCAUUAUCAGAGUUGUUUCUUUUUGUUUGUAUUUUGACUGCUUGUGUUGCAGUUAUUGCAAACACGAUCCCUUGUAUAAGGUGUCAGUGUUGUACUAGUUGAAAGGGUGAAAACCUACUAGUAUAUUUUUCCACUGGUAAAGGAGGUCUCACAGUGUAAACACUUAUUGACUAUCAAUAUAAUAUACAAGUCAUCUCUCUCAGAGGGUCCUUCUUGACAUGUUUGACAAAUUCGUCUUCGGUUAGUUUUACACGUUCGAAGGAACUGGAGUAGCUGGAGAACACUGCAUGCACACCAGGAGAUCGUGCUCAAACAAAGGACUGAAAGCAGACACCGACUUGUCCGCAGAAGGCGUUGAUAAUUUAAAUCAGGUUAGCAGUGUCCCACUUAAUUGACAAGGAGUUAAGGGGGUGGAUGGGGUGGGAGGGUAUGGGAUGUGUGUGGGUGGGUGGAUGAAGGUGCCUCGCCCAUUCACUGCUGGUUAUCCGACACCUGUCAAAUUUGUGACAAAAUAUCUAAACGGAAUACGGUUAAGCUGUUUGCCUAUAAUCAUCAUCAUCAGCUGAGGUCCAUAUCGGAUUAAGUCGUCCUCAAUCUGUCGCCAUUGCUCAUUGUCCUGAUGAUAUCACAAUUUUUUAUUUUUUAUGCACGCUAACUGAUCUCAUCGCUCAUGGUCCUGAUGAUUUCACAAUUGUAUCUUUCUCCUGCACGUAAACUGAUCCCAUUACUCACGGUCCUGAUGAUUUCACAAUUCAUCUCUGUUCUGCACGCUAACUAAUCUCAUUGCUCAUCGUCCUGAUGAUUUCACAAUUUCAUGUUUCUACUCCACGCGGCGAACUGACCCCAUUACUCAUGGUCCUGAUGAUUUCACAAUUCAUCUAAAUAACACGUUUUUCUUAUGGAGAGGUGACUUCUUUAAACAGAAGGAAGGAGCAGCAAUGGGCUCUCCUUUGUCUCCUGUUAUAGCAAAUCUGAACAUGGAAAACUUUGAAACAAGAGCACUUGCCUCAAGUACAUUAAAACCAUAUUUUUGGCUUAGAUAUGUCGAUGGCACUUUGGUUGUCUGGCCACAUGGGAAAAUAGAUUUAAUACAUUUUUAAAUCAUCUCAAUGCACAAAACCCAGCCAUUCAGUUUACCAUGGGAAUGGAUGUGAACAACACACUCCCCUUCCUGAAUAUUAAAGAAGCACUACGACUGAAUGGCUACAAUAAUGCUCAAAUUAACAGAGCAUUGAAUGCCAAACCAAGACCGAAAACAAUACUGCUGAAAGUGAUCAGAUUAUCAAAAAAUUAAAAUACCAUAUAUCUCGGGAGUUCCUGAUAAAUUAGCCCGUGUUUUGCAAAAGCAAAACAUUAAAAUGAGAUGUGGUACGGUACACAAAAUUGAAAAACUAGUGUCUUGUUCUAAAGAUUAAUUACCGAAGCUACCAACAGAAGGUGUAUAUCGGAGCAAUUGCUUAUGCAGUAAGUGUUAUAUUGGACAGACGGGACGUAACAUUAUCGUAAGACUGAAAGAACACCAAAGGAACAUUAAAUUCUCCAAAACACAGCUGUCAGCAGUGGCAGAGCAUGCUUGCCAACAAGGAUAUUGAAUCGAUUACUCAUUCUCCGUCGUGGUCGUCCUCUCUGGAGCCACGCUCCUCCUUUCCUUUGCCUGCCAUUCCGUGCCCCAUCUCGACCAUCGGCUAUCGAUCUCUCCCUGCGAUCGGCCCCGACGCGUCCUGGCCCAACAUUGAGUCAAUUGCUGCUGAAGAAAUGCACAUUCGCAGCUGAUGGGAUGUACACACAAAUAUUUUCUUAUGUGGGGAGAACAAUAUGGCAAGGAAGUGGAUUAUCUAUUUUGUUACUUAUAUUCUCCACGACGAUGCCAAUUAUUGGCGUGUGUUAGUUUCCCGAACAGUCCCUGAUGCACGUGUUCCUCCUCUUCCUCUCACAGAGUGAUUACGUGCUUAUCUGCGCACUUUUCUGCCUUUGUUUAUAUCUAUGCAUUGUGUAUGAUUAUUCCAUUGUCUAUGUGUGUGCAUGUCUGUGUGCAUGUACCACUUUGAAUAAACCUCAUACAAAUCAAAACAUUUUUAAGCUACGGUAACUAUCGAAAGCCCGUCGUCUGCAGAUGUCCGUACAAAGACGCGUUUUUUUUCUCUCCACGGCAUUUCCUUUUCGAGUUAUGAGCGCGAAACUAAAAAAAACCUGCUUACGUGGACUACAUAAUUCAAAAACCCUGAAGCUUAACAUGGUUAUGUGCACUACAAAAUAAAACGUUUCUCCGCUCGCCGCGAGGACCAACCGUCGGCCUAGCAACGGCAUCUCUAGCAACAGAAGUACCUAGCAACAGAAGUCCCUGGCAACAGAAGUCCCUGGCAACAGAAGUCCCUAGCAACAGAAGUCCCUAGCAACAGAAGUCCCUGGCAACGGCUGGUCCAGGGCGUCAGAUGAGAAGCAUCAGGGAGCCCGGGUGGUUCAACGAGCUUGAGUUGGCGCAGGUUCCCGACUAACGCCGCCGCGCAGCUACAGAUGUCGGCCUUCCUCUCGCGGCCCCUGGGCCCCGGGUCUAGUUGGACUCCCGGCUCAGGGUCAUGGCCCGGCCCGACGGUCGGGGCUUCUCCUCCUCCACCGGACGAGCUCCUGGCGGCCGCGGUGGGAGACGUGGCGUGGAUGGAGCUGAGCCUCGCGAAGGCCGGGUCGCUUCUUCGGGAGGACGGACACGGCCUCACGGCGCUGCACGUGGCGGCGCUGCACUGCCGCCUGGGCUGCCUGCGCCGGCUGCUCGAGCGCCACGGAGUCGAGGUGGAGCUGGCGACCGCCACGGGGUGGAGGGCCCUGCACCUGGCGUGCAACGCGCGCCGCGGCGGCAGGCGCGCCCUGGUGUGCGUGCGCUACCUGCUCGCGAGAGGAGCCCGCGUGAACGCGUGCAACGAGGACUCGGUGACUCCGCUGCACGUGGCCUCCAGCGAGGGCCUCUUGGGCUGCGUCCGGGCCCUGCUGGAAGCCGGAGCCGACCCCUCGGCCCGCGACCUUCGCCAGCACCGGCCAGUGGAACUGGCGAGGCUGUGGGGCCACCGCAAAUGUACCAGGCUCCUGGCCAGCGUCAUGUGGAUGGACAAGAAGAACGAGGCCGCCACGGAGGACGUCGAGCUCCUGAAGAUGGGAAGACACUUGCUGGCAGAGGAGAAGCGACACUUUGCCAAAUGCGAGGAUGAACGCGAAUUCGUCAACGCGAUGUCCUUCCUGGGCUGGCUGGAGGACAAGCGACUUCCCGCACCCCCGGCCCCCCCACUCGCGCCCCCGAUCCCCGACUCCUGCCGACGCCGGGGGGGCCACGUGCGAGCACGCGGUCCGCAGCGGCGGGGGGGGCAGGGAGUCGGAAUGCCUGGCGGGGGGCUGUCCGAGACGACGGCUCCGGCGGCGAGACGACCGCGGGACGCGCCGGGCCGCAUCACCGGCACGAGGCUCCAGCCGGGCACCAACCUCCUGUGCACGGGGAGCGUGACCGCUCGCGGGGUCGCCGACGCGCUCCCGACCCUGACCCCGCGUGAGCCUUGGAACGUGAGCACCAACCCGAGCAGCGCCCCCCGUACGGACAUCGCGAGGCCGCCCGGGGGCGCGCCCGGCGUGUGGCCCGACGACGACGGCGAUGAUGGCGACGAUGGCGACGAUGACGACGAGGCGACGUCCAAGCCUGGGAACGAACGCCGCCGCGUUGGCGGAAAGCUCUGUCCGGGCAGCCGGCGACGGUUCCGCACGUUCGUGCUCGACAGGGUAGCGGAGGAGGCUGAACGAGACGAGGUUCGCGGCGACGACGACGACGAGGACGACGACAAUGGCGGCGGCGGUGGUUGUGGUCGGAGGGCCGAAGCGGUGCAUCGCGCGUUGCAGGGUCGUGGCCGAAGGGUCCCAGCUUCUCGCCUCCGCGGGCCCCGAGACUUCACGGCUCGGGAGAGCGUGAUGGAGCUGCCGAGGAAGCGGGGCCCCCGGGACGCGUCGCGGCUGCGCGGAGAGGUGGCCAUGCACCUGUGCCAGACGGCGCAGUCGGCGCUCUUCUUGGGCACGUGGAGCGAGCGACGAGAUGUGUGAUGUGUCGCACGCGUGUGCGCAAUAUCACAUGCCCCCAUAAUCUGUUAUUAUCUGUCGCCGUAUGUGUCGCGUUUGUGUGCGUGUUAUCAUAUGGCUCCAUAAUCUGGAACUCGCUUCCCAAAGCAAUCCGUGCUGCUGACUUCCUUCCCCUGUUGAAUUCCAGGCUCAAGACCUUCCCCUUCCUUUCGCCACUUAAUACACAUGCUCACUUUGCUGUACAGCAUCUUGACAUGCACAUUUAGAUGUAGAUACGAUAUGUAUCCGAAUUCGAAUUGUACUGUAAUGUGUGACUUUAUCAGUAACAGUAUUAGCAGUAGCAGCAAUAGCAUCAUCAGAAGCGAUAGUCACAUCAGUAUCAUCAUCAUCAAUCCAAUAUAUGAUCGCGUAAAGCAAACACUCCAUAGAUUGUGCGAAUACAUGUCACGAUGUUCCACCACCAUCAUCAACCACAUCAACAACAGCACCAUCACCACCAUCACCGUGAACACCACUGCCACCGUGAUCGUUUUCAUCGCCACCAACACAUUCAAUGUAAACACUUUCCAGGCAUACACAAUCAUCACCCAUCCAUGGCAUAAUUCUCUUGCAAAGCAGCAACACAUUGUAAACAAUGUAAAGACAGAUAUCACGCGCCAUCAUCAUCAUCACGAGUCACGAUCUAUCGACUGCUGGAUGGUCUCCUGACACUGCGGCCAUCUCUCGCAGCCCUACAGCAUCGGAGCGCGUUGGCCCAUCUUCCGUGGAGCAGCCCAUGCUCGCAUGUUAGUACAUGCACCGUGUGUAGGUUGAUAGCUCAAUGUCCGUUUAUUUGUGGCCAGGUAAGCACCCACUGACGUGGAAAGCGGCAGUGUGCCACGUUAGAGAGAUAACUACUCCGGUAAGGGGCCGUCCAUAAAUGACGUCACGAACCUGGGGGGGGGGGGGUCAGACAUUUGUGACGAUGUGUGACGAGGGGUUUGAAAAAUGUGACGUCGCAUCAAAAUGCACAACUUUAAAUAAAUAUAGAUAACACGUUCUACUUAAUUAAAUAGACGUUUUAAUAAAUGUUUUCUCCUACAUCAGAGUGCAGAGCCACAUUAAAUACGCACUACAAUGACAAUAGAUUAAAGUGAUUUGAAGCAUGUUUAAUUUUUUUUUUGGGGGGGGGGGCAG
This is a messenger RNA of Lethenteron reissneri (Far Eastern brook lamprey), 6407 nucleotides long. RefSeq names its product ankyrin repeat domain-containing protein 53-like. Gene Ontology annotation, biological process: positive regulation of microtubule polymerization; regulation of mitotic spindle organization; regulation of mitotic cytokinesis. NCBI's taxonomy places the organism in Eukaryota, Metazoa, Chordata, Hyperoartia, Petromyzontiformes, Petromyzontidae. Gene Ontology annotation, molecular function: protein binding. Gene Ontology annotation, cellular component: spindle pole. The record is from RefSeq and is a predicted model, not a curated record.